Stylonychia lemnae is the source of this 336-nucleotide messenger RNA. NCBI's taxonomy places the organism in Eukaryota, Ciliophora, Spirotrichea, Sporadotrichida, Oxytrichidae. The record is from the annotation of a GenBank genome assembly.
AUGAUUUUAAAAUCCACCAUCCAUUUGGAUAUUACAAAAAACUAUUUAAGGAGAACCGUUUCUAGAGAGAAUCAGCUUAUAAUAAUUAUUUCCUCAAAAAAAACCUAUUCCUCCCUCAACAAAAACUUUCCUCCCUCACAACAACCUUUCCUCCCUUAAAACUAAUUCUUCCUCCCCCUUAUGAAUUAGAGAAAGCUUUUUUUAUUAACUUAUAGGUACCUUUAAGAAAGAAAAGAAAGAAACAGAAAGAGAAACAGAAGAAGAACAAAAAACUAAGAGAAAACCAGCCUCCAGAAAAUUGGCAACAAAAAAAACAGCAAGACAAGAAAGACCUGA